This is a messenger RNA of Rosa chinensis, 2908 nucleotides long. RefSeq names its product G-type lectin S-receptor-like serine/threonine-protein kinase At1g67520. The record is from RefSeq and is a predicted model, not a curated record. Gene Ontology annotation, molecular function: ATP binding; protein serine/threonine kinase activity. The transcript is spliced from 7 exons. Gene Ontology annotation, biological process: protein phosphorylation. NCBI's taxonomy places the organism in Eukaryota, Viridiplantae, Streptophyta, Magnoliopsida, Rosales, Rosaceae. The coding region runs from base 102 to 2660 and encodes 852 amino acids.
AUGAAAGUAGAAGAUAGGUUUCAUUUUUAUAAUGGGUAUUGCACUAUAAAUUUUGAUUUUCUAAGGCAUAUUGGGGCAGUAGACAAUACUUGACCUUAAUCAUGGUUAAUGUGAUGAUCAUGUUUGCUGGUUUGCAAGAUCAUCAGGAGAAAGCAAAGUACCUUCUGAUCAUUAACCAUGGGUUUAGGUUUGAUCAACUCUUAAUUUUCUUCCUGAUCAUUCUUUCAAGCUUGUGGAGUUGUCAUGUUGUUGCUGCAGCAGACAAUAUUGGGGACACACUCAAAAUUGGCGACACUCUCAACUCCUCAAGUGCUUUAGUUUCUGCCUCUGGGAAGUUCACGUUGCUUUUCUUGCCAAACAGUUCAAGUUCCAACUACAGUUAUCUAUAUAUUACGCGGUACAAUGUAACUAGUGCGAAUAAGGGGUGGGUUGGCAACCGAGACUCACCUGUCUUGUACCCGUUUGGAGUUCUUACCUUGGACUCCAACAACACUUUGAAAAUCAUUACAACGCAAGGUGGUCCGGGCGGUGGUGAUGAUGAUCCUCUUGUAGUGCUUGGCUCCGCGCCAAAAAGUAGUAGCAAUGUUGCGGCUACUCUGUCGGAUUCUGGUAAUUUUAUCCUACAAGAGUUGAACUCCGAUGGAUCAACGAAGCAGGUAUGGUGGCAAAGUUUUGAUUAUCCAGCAGAUACCUUUUUACCAGGCAUGAAGUUAGGUGUCAACCGUAGCAACGGGCACAUUUGGUCUCUUACGUCAUGGACAUCAGUUAACUACCCACCGCCGGGGCCUUUCAUCCUAGAUUGGGACCCAACUGCCCGCCAAUUGGAAAUUCGGAGAGAAGGGGUGGUUUAUUGGAGAAGCGGAAACUAUAGUGCUACAAACAACAGAUUCCAAAACAUUUUGCCGAAUGCAAAGGUUAGCUACAAGUUUAGCAUUGUUUCAAAUGAGAAUGAAGACUACCUCACCUACACUUCAGAAGAUGGUGCAUAUGAGUUAUCAGAAUGGAUUCUAAAUUAUUAUGGGAAGCUUUUUAAUUAUUAUGGAUUGGGAAUUGAUAUCGCACGAGCAGAUCAGUGUGGAGGCUACGACACAGAUGGAGUAGGGUGCCAGACAAAGGGCCGGCCAACUACUUGUAUGGCGGAUUUCGGCAGUCCAUUUGUGCUAAAAAAAGGUUACUUUAAACCAAUCACCUCGAGUUCAGCUUCAAGAUGCCCAUACUCGCUCAACUUUGUAUCAAAUGGAAGUUACAGUGGUACUAGUAUUGACUGUAACAAUACUUGUUUGCAAAACUGUGACUGCCUUGGAUUGGACUUUCAAUUUGAUAAUCAGACUGGAUGCCGAUUUUGGAGUGUGGACUGUGAGUUCGUUGAAGACCUCACUCGACCUGAUAAUUCAAGCAGUUUGGUUUUAGCAAAAUUACCACCAAGCAAAAGCAGUGCAAGGCAUAAAUGGAUCUGGAUUGGGGUUGCUAUUAGUGCUGCUCUAGUGAUAACGGCCUUUUCCAUCUUGUGCUAUCUACGAAGAAGAAGAAGAAGACAAUCUAAACUUUCAGGUGAGGGUAAGAUCGACCAGAAUGAAUUGCUGAACUUCAGGAGUUCUAAGAGGCCUACUGAUUUCAAUGGACUUCAAAAUGAUGGAAAGACGGGACAUGAUUUGAGCGUAUUUAGCUAUGCAUCUGUGAUGGCUGCCACAAUCAACUUCGCUGAAGAAAACAAGCUUGGAGAAGGGGGCUUUGGACCUGUCUAUAAGGGGAAAUUGGCAACAGGAGAAGAAGUAGCUGUGAAGAGGCUUUCAAAAUGUUCAGGGCAAGGAACACUAGAGUUUAAGAAUGAAUUGAUCCUCAUAUAUGAACUUCAACACACAAACCUUGUUCAGCUUUUUGGAUUUUGCAUUCACGGUGAAGAGAGGAUGUUGAUAUAUGAGUACAUGCCAAACAAAAGUCUGGACUACUUUUUAUUUGAUUCAGUCAGAGGUGUUUUUCUAGAUUGGAGCAAGCGUUUCAGCAUAAUUGAAGGAAUCGCUCAAGGAUUGCUUUAUUUGCACAAAUUCUCAAGAACAAGAGUAAUUCAUAGAGAUUUAAAAGCCAGUAACGUACUACUUGAUGAAAAUAUGAACCCCAAAAUUUCGGAUUUUGGUAUGGCUAGGAUUUUCUCCAUUAAUGAACUGGAAGCAAAUACUAGUAGGAUUGUUGGGACACGUGGUUACAUGCCUCCUGAGUACGCAAUGGAAGGAAUUUUCUCUACAAAAUCCGAUGUCUACAGUUUUGGAGUGUUGGUGCUUGAAAUCAUAAGUGGUAGGAAAAACAAUAGCUUCUACAAUGAUGAUCGCGCCAUCAAUUUAGUAGGAUAUGCAUGGGAGUUGUGGAAAGAAGGCGCAGGGCUACAACUAAUGGAUCCAGCACUAGCUGAUUUGUGUACUAACAAAGAUCAACUGUUAAGAUGCGUUCAAGUUGGUCUUCUAUGCGUGGAGGAUAGUGCAGCGAAUCGACCUACCAUGUCAGAUGUGCUCUCCGGGUUGACAAAUGAAAGCUCACCAUUACCUGCACCUACAAAGCCAGCAUUUUCUACAGAUAGACAUGCGGUCACCAGUACUAUAGCUGAAAAGGAACCACAAAUUUUAUCUGUAAAUGAUCUGACCAUUUCCGCUUGUGAUGGACGUUAAAGCCUUAGAGGCACUAGCACAUUGUUUAGGAGUUCUAGCUCAAGUCAGAUUGAGAUGGAUGAGAAAGUAGUAGGUCUUAAGAUUGCAUCUCAUAGUUUCUGAAAAACAUAAUUAAAUAAAUAAAAACAAUGCAGAAGCUUCAACUGUAAUAUCAGUUUUCAGUUUCAUACUGGGCCUGUCAAUUUGGGUUUUAUUCAUUUGAGCCCAUCGACAAAUAGAAGAACAAAAAUUGACUGGUAUUAAUGGAC